This is a messenger RNA of Suillus clintonianus, 3236 nucleotides long. RefSeq lists its product as uncharacterized. NCBI's taxonomy places the organism in Eukaryota, Fungi, Basidiomycota, Agaricomycetes, Boletales, Suillaceae. Bases 80 to 3121 code for a protein of 1013 amino acids. The transcript has 9 exons. Gene Ontology annotation, molecular function: metal ion binding. The record is from RefSeq and is a predicted model, not a curated record.
GCGGGUAAACGUUGUAUAAGACGUGGGGGACUAGCAGACUCCGCACAAUCACCAUUCCCCUCCUUAUUCCAACUCUAGUAUGCCAUUCUGUCCAUUAUGCCCACCUGAUACCCAGGUGAAUGAGGUGACCUUAACCAUCUUCGCUUGUAAGCACAUUAAAGGGAAGCAUAAAACAGGGUUAAGAUGCGAACUGUGCCAGCAAGAUUUCAAGGCGAAUGCCGCCUUGAUCCAACAUCUUGCAUCCAAGAAGCACCAUAAAUGCAAAGCGCCGAAAUGUUCGCUGACAUUUAUGACGCCCACUGAACUCAGCAAGCACACUAAGCUGCAUCACAACGUAGAUCCCCCCGCCAGUACGUCCACCAGUAAAGGAAAAACUCCAAUCACAGUAUUCCCCUGCACUUCCUGUGGCAAGGCCUUCGGUGGUCCCACAGCACUCCAGAACCACGUGAGCGUAGACCAUGCGCCUAAACUUCAAUAUCCAUGUCAAUGUUGUUAUCAAAGCUUCUCCUCAUCUGGCGCCCUUGGCGCGCACCGGUCGGUCAGCCAUCCUCUAGCUGUACAGGCUGUGCCCAAAGUACAAGCUAGCGCUUGUUUCAAAUGUUCCAUGUGCCAAAAAACAUGUCCCUCCGUAGACGAACUGUCUUGUCAUAUACGCGACAUCCAUCCACUCGACGGGCCGGCCAAGAAAGUGUAUCCUUGCGCUUCAUGCGACCGCACGUUCUCAAAGAUGUCCAAGCUUACUGCCCAUAGUGAUACUGCUCACCCCCCCGGGCCCGUUUGUGCCAUUUGUUGGCACAAAUGCCUGUCUCAACAUGAUCUUGAUGAUCACGUCGCCGCGGUGCACACACGUGCAGUCUGCAACUGCAAGGGGUGCGAUAUGGUGUUUGCCUCCGAAGAAGGGCUACGUCACCAUUACUUGCAGUCUUCAACAGACGCGCACCCAAAAUGUGUCGAGUGUGGUCUCGGGUUUGAAAACGAUGCAGCUUAUGCAACGCAUCGCCAAACGUCCCACCCAGAGCCGCCCCGUCCUGUUACUCCAUCACCUUCUUAUCCGUGCUCUAUGUGUGACAAAGUCUUCAAGCUUCCAUUAGCACUCGAUGAUCACAUGACUGCGACACACGUUUUCACCUGCGGAAUAUGUGAAUUCGCGUGUCCGGAGGAGGAACUCCUCCAGGAGCAUAUCGCCUCGGCACACUCGUGCCCUGUUUGUCAUGAGGGCGUCUUCGCAAACCCAGACCUUUUAAACGAGCACCUCGCGGACCACGCCACUCCCUAUCGUUGUGAAGUCUGCCAAACGAGGUAUGCCGAGGAAGAAGGCCUACGUCAACACUACAGAGACUCCCCAAAUGACAUCCAUCCGUCUUGUACGAGGUGUGACCUGGAUUUCCAAGAUGCAGACGAUUAUCAUAAUCACACAGAAACGGUUCACCCCCAGGUAUCCUGCCAACUGUGUGACGGAGCCUUAUUUGAUCCUGAGGAGCUUCCUAUUCACUACUCGACAUCGCGCAACCAUCCCGUGUGCGACAAAUGUCAAGUCGGAUUCAGUGAUCGAGGGGAAUUUGCUAUGCAUGGCGCAACAGAACACCCAGAGUCAUACUGCCACCUAUGCCAGUGGCAGUUUCAGUGCCCCGAGUCGUUGCAGAAUCAUAUCCGACACUUCGUAGCACACCCCAAGUGCAUGGACUGCGAGCUGAGAUUCGCAGAUGCGGACGCCUAUCAACAUCAUCUGUUUGUCGUGCAUAGGCCACACUGCAGCGAACCUGAGACACGGCGAGAUUUCGAUCCCGAUCCUUUGGACAAUGGUGACGGAGUAGUUCAUUCCGAACAGCGCUUUUCUAAUUCCUUUUCUCCCGAUCGAGUCGACUCGACAUGGGGUUUUUCUGUUAAUUAUGACUUUCCCUAUGCCCCGUCCAUCCCCUUGCCUCCAAGUACCAGUGGAUACUCCAGCCCUCUGUCUCAGAGGGUUUUGACACGAUCGAGCGUAGGGUCGCGGUCGUCGUCCAGGACGCUUUCGCCGCCCCCGAUCUGCGGCAUCAAAGUCGCACAUCUGGAGAAUGGGCAUACCGUGGAUCAAUCUGGGUCGCCAGAAUUUGAGCACUCGCCGCUUUCCAAUAUACCCACAGUUGGUACACCGUUGAUAUCAAGCACAGACUUCCGGAGCCCGUUCAGCCCGCGCCCGGACACUCCGGCACUUUUUGCUCCUCAGGAGCUGAAUGGUGCCAGUCACAGCGAUCAAGAAUCUAUUGCCUCUGCGACGUCGUCUGAAACAAGAUCUCCCGUGAGAUCACCUGAGACAAGCUCUCCUGUGAUAAAGCUUCCCGAGAACGAUGUAUCCCCAGUGUCGAGCUCUGGCUGGUCCACAUUAAGUGGUGAGAAUGUGUCGAGGAUGUCAACCAAAUCGGAGGAUUCACUAAGUCAACGGCCGGCGGGCCUUGCUGUGCCGAUGCUUCGUUUGCAGGUACCUGUACCUAAUGGCACUUCUCAGACGGUCAGUAUUUCGGGGACACCAAGUUCCAUUUCACCCGAGUCUGCCGACAUUGAUAUUUCUGCGAAUGUGACCCCCGACUACUUGCGGGAAGCUCGUGCAUAUCUGGCCGUCACUCAUCCAGAACAGGCACCUUCGGCUGUGAAUAACGUUCACAGCCCGGCUCUGGUGUCCCCUACUUUGACCUCAAUCGGCCUCACUGCAUCCUCUCGCGAGCGACGCCGUGAAGUACGAUUCGAGGAUAGUAUCAUGUCGGAGCCGCUGUGGGAAAAUCAAUCAUCUGACUCGACGGAUUCCUCCUUCGAUCCUCCUGUGCUUCAAAGCAGGCGAAAAUAUGGCGUCCAGAAAAAAUCAGGGGCCAGCAAACUUCCUCGUUUCGCACCGCUCAGGCCGGGGCGCGUCACAGGAAGAAAUGGGAUUAUCCACCCAGCGAAUGGUACAAGUUCUCUCUCUCCCUAUCAUUGCAGGAUUUGUCGACGGGAGACAUGCGAGGAUCUGACGACGACGACGUGUGGGCACUUGUUCUGCAACGCGUGCAUCACAGAUGCGGUGAUACGAGACUCGCGAUGUCCCGUGUGUAGGAAUGCGGUUUUGCUUUACUGCUUGUUCCGCAUCGACACCACCUGCCAUGACUGAAAGUGACUAACGAUGAGCAGUCAAUCUAUCUAUGUAGAAUUCGAGUAUUGCUUGUCUGUCGUGUACGGUCGUGAAGUUCGACGAUGGUCGUCCUAUAAAACUAAAGUUUCAACUU